AUGUCUGAUAUGACUGCUACCGUCGAGCCCACGGCCAAGGGCUUCGCAGUCUGCGGUUACGAGAAGAUCGAGUAUGAUUUUGAAUUUCUCGAUGGUGUCUUCAACCCUGCCAACCCCCAGCUGUACCAGCUCUACUCCCCCUGGGGACGAUGCCUGGCUGUCAUGGACUUGAACAUCUUCAACCUGUACGGUACCGAGAUGCAGCGUUACUUUGAUCACUAUGGCAUCCCUCUCACCAUUCACAAGACCAUGAUUGGCGAGAAGGCCAAGUCUAUGGAUACUCUUCUAUCCAUUGUCGACUCCAUGACCGACUUUGGUAUCUACCGCAAGGAGCCUGUCCUUGUCGUUGGUGGUGGUCUCGUCACUGACGUUGCUGGAUUUGCUUGUGCUGCUUACCGCCGCAACACCAACUACGUCCGCAUUCCCACCACAGUCAUUGGCCUCAUUGACGCCUCAGUCUCCAUCAAAGUCGCCGUCAACUACGGCAACUACAAGAACCGUCUCGGAGCCUACCACGCUCCCUCUCACACAUUCCUUGACUUCACAUUCCUCCGCAGUCUCCCAGUGGCACAGAUCCGAAAUGGAUUCGCAGAGCUGAUCAAGAUCUCCACCUGUGCCCACAAGGACACUUACGACCUUCUCGAGAAGUACUGCGAGCAGCUCAUCGACACUGGCUUCGGCCGAUCUGACAAUGCUUCUCCUGAGAUCAAGGAGGUUGCUGACAAGAUUUGCCGCGCUGGUAUCCAUGAGAUGCUCAAGCUUGAGACCCCUAACCUCCACGAGAUCAUGCUUGACCGCGUCAUUGCCUACGGCCACACUUGGUCUCCUCUUCACGAGCUCGUUCCUGAGACUCCCCUCCGCCACGGUCAUGCCAUCUCAAUUGACAUGGCCUACUCUGCCACUCUCGCCCACCUUCGUGGUCUCCUCUCCUCCGAGGAGCAUACCCGCCUCCUGAACCUCUUUUCCCGCGCCGGUCUUUCCAUGGACCACCCUCAGUUCGAUGCCCCUCUGCUUGAGAAGGCCACCGCAGCCAUCCUCAAGACUCGCGACGGCAAGCUCCGCGCUGCAGUCCCCGUCAACCCCAUGGGCGACUGCGUUUUCCUCAACGACGUCAGCCACGACGACAUGGUCGCUGCUCUCGAGGAGCACAAGAAGAUCAUGAAGUCCUACCCCCGCGAGGGUGCUGGUCUCGAGGCCUUUGUCGACUCCAGCGACACCGGCUACACUGUGAACGGCGCCCCCGUUGAGAACGGCCAGAUGGGCAAGAUCACCAUGAACGGCGUCAAGAACGCCAAGCUCCAUGCCUCUGGCCCCGAGGGAGUUGACGGUCUCCAGCAGGACUCCAGCAGCGACAACGACGACUACGUCCUCGGCUCGUCCAAGACCAACGGAAAGCAGAGCAAUGGAAUCCUUAGCGACCUCAAGGAGAAGGCCAAUGGUCUCCAGGAGCAGGUCGCCAAGGCCGUCACUGUCCAGAGCACAUAA
Messenger RNA from Fusarium sp. VM40, 1485 nucleotides. The record is from the annotation of a GenBank genome assembly. NCBI's taxonomy places the organism in Eukaryota, Fungi, Ascomycota, Sordariomycetes, Hypocreales, Nectriaceae.